Bacidia gigantensis is the source of this 1104-nucleotide messenger RNA. RefSeq lists its product as uncharacterized. The coding region runs from base 1 to 1104 and encodes 367 amino acids. The transcript has 4 exons. The record is from RefSeq and is a predicted model, not a curated record. NCBI's taxonomy places the organism in Eukaryota, Fungi, Ascomycota, Lecanoromycetes, Lecanorales, Ramalinaceae.
AUGAUGAAUCUUCUUAAACUGAAGCGAGGGAAGACGUCCACAACGGUCGAAGAGCCAAUUCUCACUGCGGAGGACGAAGACUUCCUCCAGCGAAUUACAACAGAUGGCGAACCAUCAGAGCACCCGCCGCCCUUACCUGCUCGCCCCGGCAGUAUUCUUGAAGCAGGGAAUCCAGAAGGAAACAAUCUACAAGUUGCUUUACUUGAGAACCCAGAUCACAUUCCUUUACCUGAAACGCGUGAGACUAUAGCUCAAGAUAAGCCACAUAAGACUGCCGAUGGGGAAGCGUUUACGCGUGAAGAUGGGGGAAGGAAGGUCAAGAAAUCUAAAUGGAGCUGGAAGAGGAGAGACAGCAGAGACGCAAAGCUUCAGAAAACCGCGACCGAUUUGCUGAGUGCUGCAGAGCAUACAAAGUCGGCGAACGCGACAUCAACUGAAAGGCCGACUUCCAAUUCUGAAGCACAAGAGGAGGAGUCAGAAAUGGCCGACGUUUUAGAGCAGCUUAAUCUGGCUGCCGUUGACAACCGCGUGUUUUCACUUAGUAAAGAAUCCAGAGAAUUGCUUUCCAAAUUUACCUUCGUGUUGAAGGACUUGGUCAAUGGAGUCCCAACCGCGUACGGCGAUCUUGAGUCUCUUUUGACCAACAGUGAAGAUCAGCUUCAAAGAUCCUAUAAACACCUUCCACCUUGGAUCCAGAAGCUAGUCGAGCAACUUCCAUCAAAGAUGACCAAAUCGAUCACUCCAGAACUGCUUGCCGCAGCCGCCGAAAAGGCUGGUGCGGAGAAAACCGGCGUCAAGGUGGCUAUCCCAAGCCUCAAGGAUCUUGUUACGAAACCAGGGGUCGUCGUAACAAUGUUGAAAGCAAUUAUGAAUUUCUUGAAGUUGAGGUUCCCAGCCUUCCUCGGUAUGAACGUGCUUUAUUCGCUGGCUCUUUUCGCAAAAGACGCUAGGCAUGCCAACACGCCACACGAGGCGAAACUUGCACUCAAUGUGAUCAUUGAGAAGGUAAAGGUCACGUUGCGCUACUCUUUUGCCGAUCAUGCAGAAAAGUGGUCACCAAGCCUAGGAUUGUCGCUGUAUAGUAAUGCACCCAGUGUAUUAUGA